AUGGAAACUGUUUAAAUAAUAGAGCCUGUUUAAAUAAUAGAGCCAGGUUAUGCUGUCACGCAUAAAGCUGUUAGUCAGUACAGUGAAAGCUACAAAUUGGGAUACAUUAAUUAUGGAUGCCAAGGCAUUAAAGAAGAGACUUGUGCUGUGAAAACCUAUAAGUUAGAGAGCAUGGAAGACUUUAUUAACGCUUAAAGAGAGAAAGAAGUGCUGAUGAGUCUGAACCAUGAGAAUAUUGCCAAAACAUACAAAAUUAUUGAGAAGGACAAUAAGAUGUACAUUUUUAGGGAAUAUGACGCGCAAAUCACUUUGAAAACUAUAUUCGACAGAUUAUAAGCCACUUAAUAAGUAAUUGAUAAAAAAAAUAUAUUGAGUUUAGGAGCUUAAAUGAUCGAUUGUCUCAAUUACAUGGAAUCAUUGUAGCUUACAAAUAGAGAUUUGAAUCCGAGCAAUAUUUUCCUUAGUUAGGAGAUGAAUUUUAAACUUUUUGAUUUCGGAUAAUCCAGAAUCAUAGAAGAAGAUGCAAUCGGACAAUCUAUGGUUGUUGGAGUUAAUGAAUAAUUUAUGAGUCCUUAAAUGUUGGAAUUAGAAAAAGAGGGUGGUGUGACUAUAGAAAUUAAUUAUUACAAAAGCGACAUAUGGAGUUUGGGCAUGAUUUUAUAUUAUUUCGGAGAAAAUUAAUAUCCAUGGAGAAGAGAUUUGAAAAAGAGUUAAGUAGAGUUGGAAUUAGAAAUUCAAAAGAUGAAGGAUCCUAAUUAUAAACUGUAAUUCAGUAGAAUUAAAUGUCCUGAUUUAAAACGUUUGAUUUCAAGAAUGUUGAUUUAUGAUUAGAACAGGAGAGCAUCUGCUAUGCAAUUACUAGAAGAGCCUUUCAUAAAACCAUUUGUGAAAUAGCCAUCUCCAUAGAUAAGUAAAUUACAAUUUUUAUGCGAAUUGACUUAAAAAUUUAAUGAAAUGAAUAAAGCAUAAGACGUUGAUGAAAUGUAUUAAGACUUAAUUUUCAAUCAUUUAAUAAGAUAUUUUAGUAAAAACAGGAAGUUAAUCAAUAGGAGAUCUAAAUUUUAUAAGAGUUACAAAUAAUUACUAGACUAUCAGAUGUUCAAUAAAAAAGAGUUGUGGUUGACUUUUCGAAUCAAAUCUAAAACCAAAAGUUAUCUUUUGAAUUACAUAAAUGAAUAUAAAAGAAAAUCUACGUUAGAUGAUCGUUAACGAUAAGAAUUAUUGUUAUUGUUGUAGGCUAUGGAUACUGAGAAGUAAUUCCCAAAUAAUCUUUAAUAAUUAAUUGAAGAAGUGGAGAAUAAUUAUUUAGAAAAUUGAAACCUAUAAAUUUAACAUUUAUAAAACAAUUAC
Messenger RNA from Paramecium tetraurelia, 1350 nucleotides. RefSeq lists its product as uncharacterized. The record is from RefSeq and is a predicted model, not a curated record. Gene Ontology annotation, biological process: protein phosphorylation. Lineage: Eukaryota; Ciliophora; Oligohymenophorea; Peniculida; Parameciidae. Gene Ontology annotation, molecular function: ATP binding; protein kinase activity. The transcript is spliced from 5 exons.